GUCUCGCUGCAAUGUGGUUUUCCUCUCAGGGAAGCGCUCAAGCCCUGUAUUUUCAGUCUGGCUUGCACAUGCUGUCAGAAGCUAGUGGGAGACAGUUUUCUUCUUAAUGCAGAGAAGAGGACAAGCUUUCACUGGUCUGUAGACUGAGUUACUGGGAGGGAGAAAAAAUGAAGAGUACUGCCAGGCCUUGGAGUGCAGUGUCAAAGCAAGGAAGUCAUGGGGUUGACAGAGGAAAGUCACUUUCCACCACUUCAUCAGGGAUGAAGACAUCCAAGUCCUCGACUUCACUCGCCUUCGAAUCUCGGCUCAGCAAGCUGAAGAGGGCGUGCAGCGAUGAUAUGCUUACAAAACCGGGAGUGACAGCAGCUUCUGGAGUUUCUAGACUGAAGAAGACCAUUACAACUGGAGCAAUUUCUGAGCUCGCGGAGAGUCGGCUGAAGCCCAGCACAGGAACAGUUUCAACUGCAAAGCGCACAGGGAUUCCAGCACCCCGAGAAAUAUCAUCCUCUGUCUCAAGGGAGAGAGCUGUACUGCGUGGCCAAGCCAAUGCGAGGAAAACUCAGCCCAGCCCCACCUCUUCUGCCACACCAACUCCUACCAAACAUGUGCGCCCCGCUAGCAAGUCCAAGCAAGAGAGUGAAACUGGUGACAAGGCUGUUUUGGAAUCUCAGGUUAAAGAACUCCUGGCAGAAGCAAAGACAAAAGAUUCUGAAAUAACCAAACUCCGUUGUGAACUGAAGAAAUGCAAAGAGAAAGGGUCGCUUAACCCUGAAGGGAUGGGUGCUUCAGACCAAAAUGUAGAAACCUUGUCACCUGUUGACAUAGAUCCACUGAUACGGACCCUGCAGGAAAAAAACAGGACUUUUCAAAAAGAGCUUGCUAGCCUGGGAGAAGAAAAUCGUGUUUUGAAAGAGAAAUUGCUUUAUCUGGAGAACUCUCCUCUGUCAGACACAACAACAAGCAGUGGCGGUGACAGCAGCCUCCCUACCCCAACUACCCAAGAAUCCAGCUUUGGAAGCCCAUCAAAAAAUGUACUGAGAGGUGAAACAGUUGAGCACAGGCAGCGAGUGAAUGGAGGCACGCUGCGCAAUUCCGCCUCUUCCAGCAGCGAUGUAACUAAAGCUUCCUUGUCACCCGAUGCGUCUGAUUUUGAACACAUAGCAGAUAUACCUUCCAGGCCAGCAUCCUCCAACAGCAACCACUUCAAAGGUUCCAAAUGCUCCACUACAGGAAGUUCUCCAAACAAUAUUAGCGACCUUUCUGUUGCAUCUCUUACGGAGAAAAUACAAAAAAUGGAGGAGAAUCACCACAGCACAGCAGAAGAAUUACAAGCCACUCUACAGGAGCUGUCUGAUCAGCAGCAAAUGGUGCAGGAACUGACGGCGGAAAAUGAGAAGCUGGUGGAAGAGAAAGCUCUCCUGGAGACUUCUUUUCGCCAACACAGAGACAGAGCAGAACAGCUGGGUCAAGAAAAUGAAAAGCUAAUGACUCUCCUCCAAGAGCGAUCCAAGAGUGAAGAAAGCAGAGCUCAGGAGGGAAAAGUCCUCGAACUGGAACAGAAGUGUGCAGAAGUUCUUGAAAAAGCACAAUUUGAAAGAGAGAAAUUGCUCAACAUUCAGCAACAAUUAACCAGCAGCCUACGAAGCUUGGAAAGGGAGCAUCAAGAUGCCCAGCAGGUGAUCAAAGGCCUGAGAGAUGAAAAUGAAAAGCUGCUUAAACUUCUAGAAGUGGAACAGCAGAGCAACAGCACAGUGACAAAAACUCUGGAGGACUGCAAAAUUGCAUUGGAAGGUCUGAAAAUUGAGAAUGGAUCUCUAAAAACCCAGCUGGAGAAUGAGAAACAAAAGGCUGCAGAAAUCAAUGCCAUGGGAUGCACUACUGACAACUCUGAGGUGCAAGAGCUGCUGAAAGUAGCCCAUGCAGAAAAGGAUCAGCUGGAAGCAUCUUGCACUGAGCUUAAGCAAGAUCUGCUGAAGGCAAACAGUGAACUGAAGCAUGUUCAGGGUCUGCUAUCUAAGGCUGAGAAUGAGUGUGGUCAGCUGAAGGAGGUGUGUGAGCGGCAGGCUGAGCAACUGAGCAGAACCAGCCAGAAGCUGCAGGAAAAAACAUCAGAGAAUGAAGCAGAUAUAAAGAACCUAAAGGAGACAAUUUUUGAGUUGGAGGACCAGGUGGAACAACAUCGUGCUAUCAAACUCCACAACAACCAGAUCAUCAGUGACUUAGAAAGUAAAACUAUGAAGCUGGAAGAGCAAAAACAAGAUAUAGAGAGGCAGCUGAAGGCUCUGACUAAGCAAAUGAAGGAGGAUACAGAAGAAUGGAAGCGUUUUCAAGCUGAUCUACAGACUGCAGUGGUUGUAGCCAAUGACAUUAAGUGUGAAGCCCAGCAGGAGCUCCGUGUGGUAAAGAGAAAGCUUCAGGAGGAAGAGGAGAAGAGUGCCAGGCUGCAGAAGGAGCUCGAUGAAGUGAAGGGCAACAACAGACAAAAAGUCACUUUUGGUUCAGGAACAGCCAAAGAACUUGCAGAAAAAAUCCUGAUGAGGUCAUCAGAGUUCAUCUGAACGAAGGUAAGAGCCUCCCAAAGGCGACUUUAACACAGAUUAAAUGUCUAAUUCUAUGACUAAGAAUGUUGGGGGGAGGUUGGUCCACCAUCAAACAAGUGGAACAAAGGAGAGAGAAGUUCACUUGUCCCAAAUUAGUACUGAUUAAAACCUACAAAUUGAUUACCACAUUUCAAACAGACCUAUGGUACUUCACAUUGUAGUUAAUGCUAUUUCUCUGCAGUUAUAUGCAGAAGUUUGCCAUCCACCGAAAGUCUUGUAACUUUUCUCAGAUAUGGUGGAAAUUGAGAUAACAUAGUCUCCAUCCUUGGAAGUUUUCAAGACCAGACUGGAUAAGGCCCUGGGUAACCUGGUCUGACCUCAUAGCAGAUACUGCUUUGAACAGGCAGUUGGAAAAGGUGUCUUCCUGAGGUCCCUUCCAGCCUAAAUUAUCCUGUCAUCCUGUAGCAAGUCUCACCUUUUCAAAAAACUCACCUUAGAAAUAAACUCACGUUUUGUAGCUAUUUUAGGAUCAAAUAUUGAACUGGAGAUCAUCUCCAGUACUAUGUUGGGUUUGUAUCACAACAAACACAUUGGCUGCUGAGUGCAUCCAAAUUUUGAGUGGCCCCUUAUGGCUUCAUGCACAUGCGUUUUGGAGCCUUUCUAGCAAUACAGUGUUUAGCAACAGAGCGAGUUUAUAGGUGUGCCUUUGACUCUUUCCCUCCCUUUUUUUCACAGAAUUAUGUUGGCACUAUAAUAUUAGGUACCUUAAAUCAAGAGCAUGGUGGGAAAAUAGCUGGGCUGGGAGCAGCAUUCAGAAGACAGAGAAAUUAUAGCUGGAAUUAAAUGAGCCACUUCCUAUAAUAAUAAUAAAAUCUAACCAAGUCCUCAAAAGAAAGCCUGAAGUGAAGCUUGUGAUGUAUCCCACUAAUUUGCUUCUGUUCUUCCUCCUAAAGUCUCAAAUGCUGCAGCAUGGCAGUGUUACAUGCUUUUUCUCCUGGAAAUAAGCUUGUACUCUAUGUGUAUUAAAACCUUAUGUCAGUCUUUAUGUGCUGAUGUGCUGCUCAUUUGUGCCUGUGUUUUGCAGCUGUUCUGUCUUUUAGAGGUUUGAUAGAUCAUUCUGCUCUCUUUUUAAGAAAGCAUAGUAGGAUUUUAGAGCUUCAAGUGUUCUUGAAGUACUGUUUGCUCUAAUCAACUGAUCUGUUGGUUAGCUCUGUAGAGUUUUUGGUACCCAACAGAGAUUGCUUUGGGCCCUUCAGUGGAAGGACCCUGACUAAACCUGGGCUGAGGGCAGUGUGUUUCUAAUUAUGUGACCAGGUUCACGUACCCAUUUUGGAUGAAUAGCCCUAACUGAAUAUAGGCAAAGAAAGCCAAGUAUGCAACCACCCUUAUCCUCUGAAACUUGUUUCUGGGCUCUAAGUACUUUUUUCUUUCCUAUCUGAGCAAUACAGAUUUACGUUAUUGAUGGUUGCUCAUUGUGUCCCAAAGCAGAGUUAGUGGAGUGUUAAGGCAUUCCUGUAAGACCGGUCUUGCACCUGUAUAUCAUUCUUUCCUCUUUAUUUGGUGAUGAUGGGAUGACUAACUGUAUAAUAGAGAGCUGUACCUCGAAAUGGGCAUUGUACUGCUUCUUUUAACUUCUCCCAUUGUUGUCUGUAUCUCCUUAGGUGCCUGAUCUCUACCAGCUAACACAGCCCUGGAUGGAUGCAUAGCCAGGCCUGUGAGACACUUCAGGACAUGCCUUCAACUUGCAGCUGAAAAAGGGAAGUUUCAAUUGGAGAAAAGCACCCCCAGUUUUUUAUUGCCUGCAAAAGUCGAGUGUAUCACCAAGUGUGAAUCUGCUCAGGUCCGCUUUCUCCCCUUGGACAAGAGCCUGAUUUCUUUGUUUCAAAAUGCUUCUCUCUUCAGAAGACUCCGUGAGGCAGGAAAAAGUUCUGAAUUAAUUUAAAACCAACUAGAAGUAAUCACAGAGAUUUGGGAGACUGAAAUAACUGAUGGCCCCUUUGGAGUGAUGGGGCUUAUAGGCAUUUGAACAGAAGUUCAGAUGCUCUAUUUGAAGCUUAAACAACAAAAAAAAUACUACGUGUAUGUCUGAUUUGUAAAAUUUAAUGUGCAUACACAUUUGUUCUCCAUAUAAUAUUAAUAAAUCUGUGUGUCUAAAUACACAUGCAUACUGAUCUGUGUGCAAAAAUGCACACGAACUCUCUAGUGAUUCCCACCUUUGCAGCUCUUGAGUUGCUCGUGGAAAUUAUUUACUGAAAUCCAACAGGAAAAUGAAAUAGUAAUAUUAUGCUAUUUAAUUGGUAUCAGCUGUUUUGUUGGUUUCAGCCUUUUAAUGUUGUGUUGACAGCGCACUCACCACUUGGUGGCAUGUCUGACUCAGCGUGUGCUAGGAAGCAGGGUGAUGCUCAAGGAGCACGAUGUCCUGACCCGACUUUCACAGGCUGUGUCCCACAGAGGAGAGAUUUGUCCUUGCUGUGAGAAUUGCAGGUGAAGAGAUCCAGAAGGAAUAGCAACGAAUACGUCAAGCUCUAAUCAUUAUCCUCUCAGGAGGAGUUUUUCUCAUGCCCUUAACUCAGGUGAAGUGCAUAAUCAGGGAGAACUUGUUUUGCUACUGGAGACACCUGAAGAGAGCUUUACUUGGAUGCUGAUGAGAAACUGAAAAGUCACAGUCUCUACCAGGAUAUCAUCAGGAUUUGUUACAGGACUGGAAUUACAUAUUUUGGCUAUGGGAUUCCAUCCUUUUCUCCUGGAUGUGAAGACCUAGCAGGGGCCUGAUCUCAGAGGAGGCUGAGCUAGAGAAUUCUGCAGGAUUCUGGCACAGCCUUCACCUAUGUGCCAUUCUACUGGAGUGUAUGCAUACAUGCACACUUGUGUUGCCUUUCUUUACUGUGCUGGCAGCUGUUAAAUGUUGGUUUUUAUGUUUAAGAAAUUAUAUAUAUUGAAGUGCCAAAUAAAUGUUUGUGUUUGGAAUUGUCUGCUGCCUACUCUUGGCUUCUCUUCUGUUCUGUGCAUCAGCAACUGUGUGUCGUCUUUGUGUCACUUGGAGUUCAGGAGGAUUGACAACAAUGUAAUAUAAUGAAGACUAGAUUACAGAGUAAUUAUUUCUGAAAACAUGGUUCUGCUGUCCUGGGCCACUUGUAAUGAGCAGAUCAUCAGAGCAAUUCAGAAACCUUCAAAAGUACGAUGGCUGCUCUUGCAAAAAAAUCUAUACAUAAAGCACAGAAAGACUUGUACCUUGCUGGCUACUGUCCACACAUUCCAAACCCAGAAAACAAGCAGAGUAACUCGUCUUUAGAGAAAAGCUCAUGAUGUCUAUUUCUCUCAUCAGUGAAUGAAACUAAGCAGUGGUUUUGUGAAAAGGACUCUGCACGUUUCGAUUUCUUUGUGGCCAAAGUGCUCUGCUUCAUGCUGUAGCUGCUUCACUUAAGCCAGCUGCACUUGCAGCUUUUAUCUGUGCAAACCAUUUAUUCUUGUUUCAAGGUAAGCAUAUAGCAGAUGCUGACAUUUUGCUUAACUCCAUCCUCUUAGUAGCAGGACUUAGUCUUCUUGGCUAGACUAGUCUGUGAAGCAUGAGCUUUUCUCAGAGUUAAAUCCUGCUCAGUGAUUCUAGUCUGGCUGAGACUUGUCGUUAAUACUGGCAGCCAUCACUCCUUUCCAGUGUUUUGUGCUACCAUUCAGUAUGGUUCCUCUCUGGCUAAAUGAAAUCUGGGUCCAGCUUCCACUUUUCUGCUGAAAUGAUGGCUCUCCACAAGCCUUGUACUUGAUCGUUCUCACCUGGUAAACCAGACAGAACUCUUACAUAGUGGCCUUUUUAAUUCUUGGAAACAAAAUGGAUUGCACUGGUUGACUUAGUCUCCUGAAGCUGGAAUCUAUUCUCUUUGUGUUUUCUUACAAUGAAGUGCAGAUGCCAUCACCUGAUGAUUUGUUAUUUAUAUCUUAAAAAGCCAUGAAGGAAAAAGUGAAGGAUUGAGGUUAAAAUUAGCCAGUAAAACAGUGGCUCCCUCAGAGCUCUGUGGAUCUUAUCCAGUUUGCCUUUCCUCCUUAUUGGAUUAAAUGGAGAAUGGAACUGAAAUGGCUUUUUCUCUAGCCAUCUGCCUCUGCGGUCCCUUCUGGCACACAAGGAGCUUGAAUGAAUUAGCAAAGAAAUGCCUACUUAAAGACAGCACCUCCUUAAGCUCUGCCAAAAAUAGAAGCAUUAGUCACUCUUAUUCUCUUAUUCAUUGACACCCUUUAGCCCUUUGCAUUUUGUAGGCUGUGAUGCCAAAAGGGAAAUAGGAAGACUCCAAGUUCUAUUUUUAACUAACAGGAGUUGUUCAGUCUCAUGGGUACUUGCCUGUUGGAGUCUUCCAGGCGCCCUGUGAAAUCUCUUCUGGUUUUCUGUUCAUGUAGCCCUGGGUGCCUACCUUACUGCAGAGUAGGGGAAUGGUGAUGCCUCAGCUUCUGUAGAUCAAUGUGCAUUUCUUAAGCUGCUAGCAGAUAGGGAAAACCAUGUAAUAAAGACUCUCUUUUUUAUGUCACUAGGCUUUGUUGUCUAAUUACAGCUUUCCUAAACUAAAGCUAGGUAAUUACACUUGAAGUCUGCCUGGGCACUACUAGGUAAGUACAGUGUCAGUGCUAAGCCAUUUCAUCCAGACCCAUAAAAUGCAUGACUAGAAUCAUCAGUUAUACUUACAAUUAUGCUUGCAGUUUUUAUGUAAUGUGGACUUUUCUGUAUUAAUUUCUUUCAUGCUCACCACUUUAUCCUGACUUUAAAAUUUCCUAUCAAUGGAGUAACUGAAUGAUCCUUACUGUUAAAAUAGGGGCCUUCUAUUUUGAGUACAUCUACCUUCACUACAACCACUGAAUUUUGGUAUUCCUGUGUCUGUUAGGAUGAAGCACUUCUGAGUUUUAUUCCCUGUAUGUUUGCUUAGAGGUGGCAAUUGAGGGUUUACUGGUUUAGCAGAUGUUUCUGUUGAUAAGUUGUAAGAGUUGAAUUUCAGCGUUUUUCAUUAUGAAGCAUGUUUUCUGGUUUAACUUUUGUGGUUCUAAUCUGAACCCUGUCCAGCUAAUUAUUUUUUUCCAGUUAUGAGAUUUUAACUGAUAAUAAUGACGCCAGCAGAAGUUGCAUCAAUUAAAAACAUAGAACAUAACAUGACAUCUUUCUGUUUAGAUAUUUUCCUUGUUAUAUUCUGAGUACCACAUUAGCCCAUUGGCCCCAGUGCUGUACUGAAUGCCAGUCUUCAGGUGAUGAUCUGUGGUGACCUGAACUUCAUAAAACUCUUUGUUCCCAUGAUAGCCCUCUGUCCUGCAGAAGAUGAGAAAUGGGGAUGAUACAGCUAACAACAGAAAGAAUUGUUAAUACACAAUGAUUUCAUGUUUGCUAGGCUCUAAACAAUGAUAGAUGCUGUUCAACACUCCAAAACUCUCCACUCCACUCUCCAAACACUCCAAAAAAUGAGCGUGAGCAUUAUAACAGUGGGUUUAUAUUCGGGUAUUACAAUGUAAGAUUUGCAUCGUUAGAUUUGCCUUACACGUGAAGACCUGCAGUUUCUGCCUGUGUUUCCUGUUGCUGCUGACUUUGC
Molecule: messenger RNA, 8098 nt
Organism: Centrocercus urophasianus (Greater sage-grouse)
Lineage: Eukaryota; Metazoa; Chordata; Aves; Galliformes; Phasianidae
Gene: SPECC1
Product: sperm antigen with calponin homology and coiled-coil domains 1
Exons: 8
Coding region: 168-2558 (796 amino acids)
Biological process (GO): actin cytoskeleton organization
Cellular component (GO): cytoskeleton; microtubule organizing center; filamentous actin
Molecular function (GO): protein binding
Source: RefSeq, a predicted model, not a curated record